Necator americanus (New World hookworm) is the source of this 231-nucleotide messenger RNA. RefSeq lists its product as uncharacterized. The record is from RefSeq and is a predicted model, not a curated record. Lineage: Eukaryota; Metazoa; Nematoda; Chromadorea; Rhabditida; Ancylostomatidae. The transcript has a single exon. The coding region runs from base 1 to 231 and encodes 76 amino acids.
AUGCCACAACGAAGAGCUUCACGCGGGAAUCGAUGUGGUGCACUGGCGGAUGACACGUGGAAGAUAUCAACAUCUAGCACCGCCAUCGAAAAUGGCUACAGAAAAUCGUCUUCGAUUCUUUGGUCAUAUAAUAAGGAGACUAGCAGAUCGCCUUGUUCGACGAGUUUUGAGGAGUCUGUCGGAUUCAAGCUGGAAGAGGCCACUUGGCCGAAAGCGGAAGCUCUAGACUGA